Striga asiatica is the source of this 339-nucleotide messenger RNA. The record is from the annotation of a GenBank genome assembly. NCBI's taxonomy places the organism in Eukaryota, Viridiplantae, Streptophyta, Magnoliopsida, Lamiales, Orobanchaceae.
AUGUCACCCGUUUCCUUUGAAACCAUCGACCCGCUGGCCCGAUCCAGCCUGGCAUCAAUGGCCCCGUCUCGAAUUGCCUUGGACACGAUGCAUUCGGCAUCUGCAACGGGACUCGAAGAGUCGAGCUGCAGUUUUGAAGCAAUAUCGGUGAGUGAGAUGCGUGAGUAUGAGAUGCUGAUGUUGCGAAGUGCUGUUCGGAUAACGUUGUGCCUUAGCCGAACGAUCAAGUUGUUUGUACGGUCGGCCGCAAAAGUACUUGUUAAUCGGACAAUAACGGCCCACUUGUUGCAUUGGAUUCGAAAACCGAGAGCCGAAGCAGGUGCUUUCCGAGCAGCUUGA